Molecule: messenger RNA, 2234 nt
Organism: Pangasianodon hypophthalmus (striped catfish)
Lineage: Eukaryota; Metazoa; Chordata; Actinopteri; Siluriformes; Pangasiidae
Gene: pofut4
Product: fucosyltransferase 11 (alpha (1,3) fucosyltransferase)
Exons: 4
Coding region: 168-1610 (480 amino acids)
Cellular component (GO): Golgi membrane
Molecular function (GO): alpha-(1->3)-fucosyltransferase activity
Source: RefSeq, a predicted model, not a curated record
AUGCAUGAUGGGAUAGUGUUUGUUGCACUGAAAUGCAGGGGUCUGCGUGUUGGGAAGCUGCUGCUUCUUCUUCUUUCAUGGGAGCAAAUUAGGGAACAGUUUGUUAUUCCAUGGAGUUCUCCACCCUGAGAUCAUGAAAAUGUGCUUUAAAGAGGUUUUUGGUAAAUAUGGCUGUCGAGGCUGGGUUUGUGCUCUGUUUGUGGUUUUUGCAGCUGUGUGUGCUGCCAUGCGCAGGACAAGAGCCAGUAGACCUGAAUGCUUUCCAGCCCCAGAGUGCUCUCACGGACAUGGAGUUUGUUAGUGUGAGCUCCUACCGAGGCCCGGGCAACACAGACACCCGCAGCAACAAGGAGCUGCCCAUCCUGCUGUGGUGGAGUGCCAACCUGUUCCCACACUUUCCAGGGGAUACAGAGCGUGUGGACUGUGCUCGCUCGUCCUGCCUGGUGACACAAAACCGCAAGGUCCAGCUGCACCGGCGCACAGCUUCCAUCAUCUUUUAUGGCACGGAUUUUCGCGCCUAUGAGGCGCCGCUGCCCCGCCUGCCUCACCAGACCUGGGCGCUCUUCCACGAGGAGUCACCAAUGAACAACUACGUUUUGUCUCAUGGGCCUGGAAUCUGCCUCUUCAAUUACACAGCUACCUUCCGCAGGGAGUCGGACUAUCCACUCACACUGCAGUGGCUGCCAUCACUCAACUACCUGCUUCAGCCUCCCUCUGUCUCUCUGGAGGAGAAGAACCGCUGGAGAAAAGCUGGACUGGCCCCAGUUCUGUACAUGCAGUCUCAUUGCGAUGUGCCCUCAGACCGUGACCGCUAUGUCCGGGAGCUUCUGAAGUACAUACAGGUUGACUCAUAUGGAAAGUGUCUCAAUAACAAGCCCCUGCCUGAGUAUCUAGAGGACACCAGCACUGCCACAGGUGAGGACCGGCGCUUCAUGAGCUUCGUGGCCCGCUAUAAGUUCCACCUGGCCCUGGAGAACGGACUGUGCCCCGAUUAUAUGACUGAGAAACUGUGGCGUCCCAUGCACCAGGGAUGUGUGCCCAUCUACAAAGGCUCAUCCUCAGUUGCUGACUGGCUCCCAAACGAGCAUUCUGCUAUUUUGAUAGAUGCUUUCGCCUCUCCUCAAGAGCUAGCUAGGUACAUCAUGGAUUUGGAUAAAGAUGACUCCAAGUAUUUGCGCUAUUUGGAGUACAAGACGCCCAGUAAGAUAACCAACCUCCGCCUCCUGGAAGGCCUUCAAAACCGAGAGUGGGGCAUCAAUGACAUGAGCAAGCCCAAUUACCUGAACGGCUUUGAGUGUUUCGUGUGUGACCGGGAGAACGAGCGAUUGAUGGCAGCAAAGAGGCACAGACGAGAGCCUGACAAGUAUCCAGCACCCCAACCAAAGAUGGCCAACAACACACACAUGGGGUGUCCACUUCCUAGCCCUGGGUAUGGAGCCAUAGAGGAGAUUGACCCCAAUGAUGGCUGGCUGCAGAUGUGGCCACAGGACUACUGGCAGAGUCUGGACCAGGCAGAGGGACUGGUGUCUCUGAUAAAUCACAACGAGUCUGACCCUAGUCUGCUUUGGCAACACAUUCACAGAAUGGCUAUGAGCAGGAAAGGACAAUGACAUGACAGAACCUCUGAGAAAGAAUGUUACCCCGUGAACUUGUGUAUGAGAAGAAUUUUUAAAAUGAAGGACCACUUUAUCUCUACCAAACACACUCAUACCAAAGACAAAAUACACACUAAAGAACAACUGGAUCGAACUCAGCUAGCAGUGCAAUCAUUUUUGACUCGUUAAUGGGUCACUUAGCUAAGAGCCAAAACCAGAGAUAGCAAAAAGGUCAUUUUGUAAACAGUAAACGUAUUACAUCUAUACAUUUCAUAUGUAGGUGAUUAGUUUCUGUUUUGACAGUGUUAUAAGAGGGCUGUUUAAAUCAUAUUUGGAAACACAUUAGAACAUGAUCUGCAUAUGAAUAGGAUCAUUCUGUUUCUGUUUAUCAGUGCAGCUGUUAUGAACAAGCCCUUACGUGCUUUAUGAAUAAUUUAUUUUUCAGGAUGCUGAACUUGACAUUUAAAUUCAGCUGCUGUUCUUGUCAAAUAGAAAACUGCUUUUUGUCUUCCAGGCAUUUUUAGCCUUUUAAAUGUGCACAUAUGUAAGCAUUUUGAUACCAGUAUUCUAUAUAAUAUUUAUUUAUUUUUUACACUUUGUAAUGAGCAACAAUUAAAGAGAUAUACUCCAUAAACUUUA